CAGCACUCCUGCCAGGCAGAUAAGGGAGAGACGGAGCCUGGGACAGGGACAGAGAGCGAAAGAAAGAAAGAAGCAGAGAGACGGCGUGAAGGGCUGGAGCAGGGGGCAGAGGGCCGGGCAGGGCGGACGGAGGGAACAUGAAAGAGGAAAAAGAAGGGAAAAACCCAAGCGCUCAGAAGGCCGGGUGUGAGAUAGGAGCUUGCCCCCACCCUCCCCCACCUGCCAUGUCUGCCCCCCCGGUGCCAUCCGACCACGUGACAAUGAACAUGGCCACGGAAGAGGUCCAGAUCCAGCUAUGCCCGGACCCACAUCUGGUGAGCACGACCACGGGAGGCGUGGAAGGCGCCUGCCACCACUGCCUCCUGCCCUUCAGCGUGGUGGCGCUGCUGAUUGGGGUGGCAGUGACGGCCGUGGCCUACGCACAUGACACCCACGGCUCGGUGCUGUCAGUGCUGGGAUUGGCCCUGCUGGGUGCCGGGGCGCUGGGCCUGGCUGGGAGCUACCUGGCCUACCGCUGCCGGGGCCGCAAGAUCAGGGGCUGGAGACGCGGCAGCUUCACCCUGUUGGUGGGGGACCAGCUGCAGAAAAAGGUGGUGGUGUGAGAGUCUGAUCCUGGCCAGCGUGGGACACCAGUCCGGGUUCUGCCUCCAUCCUAAGUCCGAUUCGGGCGGCGUGGGUAUCCGGGCCGGGUUUUGCCACCACCCAGAGUCCCCUGACUGAGCCAUCCCACCUCCUGCUGCAUGGGACCUGCCCUGUGUUGUGUGUCAUUGCCCCUGUACCACAGGUCGCGGGGGAUUCACCUUUAAACCCAACACUCCCUCGCCCAACUCUCCUGCCUACUGACAUCACAGCCUCCAGCCCUGCCUCAGACUCCGGUUGCAGCCCUCUUGCCGCAUGAACUACACACCCAUGGGCCCAUCUAGCGUGGCAUCCCGCCUCCAGCAACAACCAGCAUCUGCUGCUGUGGCGGAAAGGCCUGAGACGCCCCUGCACCCCACGUGCGAUAAUGGAAUAAUUCACCUGGACACUGCGCUCCUGCCCUUGCUGAGAAUCCUGUGGCCGGGAGUUCCGCAGGCCGUGCAAAAAAAAUAUCUCGCCCGCA
Molecule: messenger RNA, 1102 nt
Organism: Trachemys scripta elegans
Lineage: Eukaryota; Metazoa; Chordata; Testudines; Emydidae
Product: transmembrane protein 100-like
Exons: 2
Coding region: 138-602 (154 amino acids)
Biological process (GO): cellular response to BMP stimulus
Source: RefSeq, a predicted model, not a curated record